Messenger RNA from Juglans microcarpa x Juglans regia, 1624 nucleotides. RefSeq names its product transcription factor DIVARICATA-like. NCBI's taxonomy places the organism in Eukaryota, Viridiplantae, Streptophyta, Magnoliopsida, Fagales, Juglandaceae. Gene Ontology annotation, molecular function: DNA binding. The transcript is spliced from 3 exons. Bases 590 to 1456 code for a protein of 288 amino acids. The record is from RefSeq and is a predicted model, not a curated record.
CGGAGGAAAAAUCAUUAUCAAACACCCUACAAUAAUAAGAGGGAACUGUCGCUGGGCCUGUUCUUCCUGUCUCAACUUGCCACAUUUCAUGCCCCCAAUUCUCUGUCCCGGUUCUUCUCUCCUUUGAAUUCUUCCACAACUACCAAUAAACCUUAACUGGUUUUGAUUCAUUGAUUCUUGACUUUCUCACUGAUCUUUUUUAUAUAGAUUUACCUUUCUCUUGUCAAAGAAACCAAGAAAAAAUAUAUGUUUCCCGCCAUUUCCUCUCCGGAUUCUUCAGAAUCCGUCUUUUUUCUCCACUGGGUCAUGCUUUGUCCACCUUUUUCUACGAUCUUGCUCCUUGGUUCUUCGUAUUUUGCUCUCUUUUCAUGAUUUUCUGGACCUUCCGAGUAGCUUCAAUUUUUCACUUUUGAGCUUCAUUUCUUCAAAAAUUUUUGGCUCCUUUGCUUAAAAUUAAAAUUAAAAAAAAAAAAAAAAAAAACCCAUCUGUGUUUUGGUUUCUCUCUCUAGGGGUUUAUACCAAAGCAACAAAAUCAGAUUGCUCACAUUUUUCCAAGAUUCCCUUCGAUUCUUAAAAGUACUAGGAAUUAUGGAAACUCUCUAUCCAGCUUCGUUUAUGUCAAACUCCAAUCGGUUUGUCCAAGCGAGCCAGAGCACAGAAUGGACUAGAGAAGAAAACAAGAAGUUUGAGAGAGCGCUUGCUAUAUACGACGAGAACACUCACGACCGAUGGACAAAAGUGGCGGAAAUGAUCCCGGGAAAGACGGUGUGGGAUGUGAUCAAGCAGUACAAGGAGUUGGAAGAUGAUGUCAGUGAUAUAGAAGCAGGGCGGUUUCCGAUUCCCGAUUACCUUAUCUCUUCCUUCACAAUGGAGUUGUUUGAUGAUCGCAAGUUUGAUGCCCAUAGAAGAAAAUCUUCAACAGCUCGUGGUCCUGAUCAGGAAAGGAAGAAAGGAGUGCCAUGGACAGAAGACGAACACAGGCGCUUUCUGAUGGGGCUUCAAACCUACGGUAGAGGGGACUGGAGAAAUAUCUCCCGGAACUAUGUAAUCACCAAGACUCCAACUCAAGUGGCAAGUCAUGCUCAGAAGUACUUUAUAAGGCAGCUUUCAGGGGGGAAAGAUAAGAGAAGGCCAAGCAUCCAUGACAUCACAACUGUCAGUCUCACAGACACCACACCGGAAAAUAAUAAACCUCUCCCAUAUGAUCAGUCUUUUGUGCUUCCACUUCAGCAAAAGCCAACCAGCGCUCCAAGAAUGUCACUUGACUGGAAUCAACCUCCCAAUGAAGCAGUCACGGUUUUCGACUUAGCUGGUGGAAACCUUUUAAUGUCAUCUCCAUAUGACUUUAAAGCACAAGGGCAAAAUCUGUAUGGCAGUGCUCAUUAUGGAACUCAUACCAAGCCGCACAAUUCGAUGUUUCAAUUCCAAUCCUCAAGACAUCAAAUACCUGGAUGAGGCAGCUAUCAUGCAUGUUUUAACAAGUCUAGGCUGAUCAUGUUCAGUAUAGUUUCACUGUCAGUGCUUUUGUGAUGGUUUUUCUGUGUGAUCGCCUGAUUGAGGGCUUAAGUUUCAUUGUUUUUGAACGAUGCAAAAGGAGAAAAUAUUAUAAUGAUUCAAAUGUCA